AUGCCGGCGACCCAGACUCAAAACUCCGCGCAGGAUGCGUCGGAUAUUUCCCAGCUAUUCGAGCCAUUGUCAAUCCUUGAACGUCUCGUCGAAGGUCAAGUCAAAUAUGCGCAGAUCUUAAGCAAACAAGAGGAGCAUCUUUCAGCGUUGCGGAAACAGAAAGACCUACAACUGAUCCUAGACCCAAAAUAUAUCGAGUUUCAGGAUAGUCGUCAGAGGAAAAGAGAGAUAGAACGGCAGUGGCAUGACGAAAUCCUCAAGUGGAAUCCCUUACAAAAUUGGCCCCCAGACGAGGACCGAAGCCUGUACGACAUCCUUUCACCGGUUUCGGUGGAGCAAGAACAACUAUGGACCACCUGGCAAUACCAGGCGGCGUACCCAAACACCGCCGACUUCCUUGCGAAGACUACCUCUAAACCUCCCCGAAUACAACGCAUCCCCAAAGAUAUCCUAACAUCAGUCAAAAAUUCACGUUCGCGAGUCUCCUACUACUCAUUUCUCCAGACUGGAGAAGAAACGGUAGUUGAGAAAUGGAGCUCCGAAGACCCCGUCGCAGAAGAAACAGGGAAGAAGGUACCAAUGCCCCAGAGAAUGUGGAACAUCGUCCAACGUCGAGUAGUGGCGGACAGAACAGGGAAAUCUGGCAGAGUUGGAGAGCGUUUACCUUCGCGUCUGUUGUGCAUAGAAGACAUUUCUCCUGUCGUAGCCGCAAUUCUUCUCGCAUCAACACCGAGGAAUGUUGUCUCAAAUGUCUCGCCUUUCCUUGAGCGUUACCUGAGCUUCACAAACUUCGGCAAAGCAUCUAUGCAGAGUAUCAAAAGCGAGACCGUGAACACCUUUAUCUUCGAGUAUCACUUUGCCUUCUAUUACGUCACGAAAGAAUCCUUGGAAACCCAUUUGGUGCUCACCGACGUCCGCAAACUCCGGAAGUUCUCAUGGUUCGGCCAACGAUCCGAGAGUGAUACCUGCAGUCGCCACAUCUAUGAAGAACAGAUGAGUUUCAUCCUAAUGGGACAUGGCCAAGACACAUACACGUGUUAUCAACUGGGCGAGAAGUACUUCAACGGACCUAAAUCUGGCGAGUUUAGAACCUUUGUCAAUAGUCCCACAUGGACUCCGUCAACUAUGUUUCUGUCCUGGAUCGCCAUGGCCCUCCACCACGUUGGAAUCCGUUGGCAAGACGCGAUAGCUGCUGUAGAUGCCCAGAUUGCCUCUGAAGAAGCGGUUGUUUUCCACCAAAUGAAUAACUUUGACUUGGCGAGCGGAGCCAAGGAUCUCAAGAUAUCGAAGCUUCGUACCUACUUCUGGGCACUAGAAGCGUACAAGCUAUUCGAAGAGACGCUAGAAGCAACCGUCAACGCAUGGGAGCAAUUCAAGCGCCACUCGCUAGACAAGGUCAACGACGGCCGAAACCCAGAAGACUAUUCAAAAUCCGUAGAAUUGAUCGAGCUGGCCAUAGCUCGACUCCAGGACAAGAUAGAGAGGAUUAGAAAGAAGUCCGAGCAAGUGCUCCGUUUGCGGGAUGGGCUGUUCUAUGUCACAUCGCUAUCGGACACCAGUGUGACCAUCAACCAAGGCGAGAACAUCAGAUUACUCACCUAUUUCACCAUCCUCUUUCUCCCGCUCUCAUUCUCAACUAGCAUAUUCGGCAUGCAGUCCAUUCUCCCCCCUACUACAUCCAUGAAGACAUUCACCAUCGUCCUUCCGGUGGUAACAGUCUCCACAAUACUGGCAGUCUUGCUCCUCACCGUCUCUCCCCAAGACGUGCAGCAAGCCAUCAGAAAAACCAUACCCAAUCCUGGGCAAAAGCUCUGCUCCUAUAUAAACUCGCACCCACGAAAGCGGUGGGGAAACGGGGCUUCUCGCGACUCAGGAGAGCAACCCACCUGGAAACACCUCCUCUUUCUCACAGAGCUCCUUCUCAUCAGCAUCCCCGUCCACGAAGUCAAAGAAGCCGCCAAUCUCUACGGGUUGUGGAGACGACGUGCUGUUUCGGGAUCAGACAGCAGUCUUGGGAGCACGAUAUCGCAAACACAUCUCCGAAGCACCACCACGCUCGUUUCCGAGGGCAGGCCGGAUACCGGGGAGGGCGAUGCCACUGCGAAUGCGAAAUCACGCGUGCGCCAGGUACGGGAGCAGCUUGAGAUUCAGCAGACCCAGCAAGCCGAGCAAAGGAGCAUCCUUGCCGCCGUGCGACGGACGUCCACCGUUCUGCUCGUCGGCAUCCGCAUCCUCCUGCUCAGUCUCUGGAUCCCGCUGCUCCUGCUCGAGUACACUGUCUUUCUCUUCUGCUGUCCCUUUCUAGGCGGACCCAGUGAGCCUAUGCAGCUGGAACUCGACACGCGACUCCAGCCCAGCGUUAACCGACGCGAACAGCUCGCGCGGUUCUUCAGCGCUCCAUUGCUAUUCCUCGGCUUCGACCUCGAUCCAUCUCGCUUCCCAUUUUCAUUUUCGUCGCACAGCUGGAGGUGGAGAAGUCCCUUCCGGCGCACCAAACACGAACACCGCUCGCCACGCCCUCCGCCUCCGCCUCCACCGCCCACAGGAGGACCCUACGACCACGCCCUCACGCCCCUGCCCCCUCCCUCGUCCUCGUACCACCACCCAGGCCUGCACCUCCACCAGACCGCAAAUCGACCUCCGGGGAGAGCACCACCGCACGUGCGCAGCGCGUCGCGGAUACGCCAGAUGAUGGCGCAGCAGAACUUCCAGGCUGCGUCGGCGUACCACUACCAGCAGCAGGAUCGAGACCUCCUCCACCUUUCGGGUCCGAGUCAGCAGCACAAUACGCAUGGAUAUUCGAAUAAUUCCAAUCCUCAGGGCGGCAUUCCGAGACGUGCGGGUGGUGUUUGA
Molecule: messenger RNA, 2853 nt
Organism: Hyaloscypha bicolor E
Lineage: Eukaryota; Fungi; Ascomycota; Leotiomycetes; Helotiales; Hyaloscyphaceae
Exons: 5
Coding region: 1-2853 (950 amino acids)
Biological process (GO): transmembrane transport; metal ion transport
Cellular component (GO): membrane
Molecular function (GO): metal ion transmembrane transporter activity
Source: RefSeq, a predicted model, not a curated record